Amblyraja radiata (thorny skate) is the source of this 1448-nucleotide messenger RNA. Its product is annotated as leucine-rich repeat-containing protein 63-like. The transcript has 8 exons. Gene Ontology annotation, molecular function: protein binding. NCBI's taxonomy places the organism in Eukaryota, Metazoa, Chordata, Chondrichthyes, Rajiformes, Rajidae. The coding region runs from base 399 to 1385 and encodes 328 amino acids. The record is from RefSeq and is a predicted model, not a curated record.
GCCAUUAAUGCCGCCUCCUGUUUCGAGCAUUCCGCACACGGGUGCCUAUCUUUUUGAAGUGCGCAACGGUCUGAAUCCCAGUGCAGGAUCGGAGCCUGCGGUUCCCGUGAGCGGCCGAGGCGCACGGCUCGCGCUUCACCUCACAGCGAGGCUGCGGCGGUUGUCAGCUCUGUUGCUAGGCAGCGCUGGCUAUGGCGGCGCUCUGACUGUGUGACGGUGGCAGCGGCAGUGCCUAGCAGCAGCUCGCUGCCGCUCUCUGGUGCGGGGAAAGAACGGCCACAGUACCGGCCUGACCAUUAAUCGACCGGCCGGGCAGAGGUGGAGGGCAAGGGGCGAAGUGGUGGUUAAGUUUUUCCUUGUGGUUGCAAUAAACCCAGGAUAUCUGAACUGUGUGCAGCAUGUCCAAAUGUCCACAACUGCUUCGUAGACCAUUGCUGCCAAAAGACACGCUUUCAUUUGAAAAUGCAUCAUGUCCUGCUGCUGUGCUCAAGAAAAAAUGUGACUCAAUCGAUGAACAUGAGAUGAAGGAUGUAUCAAUGACUUGCAGGUCAUCUGAUCGAAAUGGAUUUCCUUCCCGUCGUGGUAUUGUACACAGAUAUGAUCCAUAUUUUACAGAGGAUGAUAUUCGCUACUGUAUUCCUGCAGCCUUCACUCUAGCCAAUUUUCUUCAGAAAAAUAGUGUGUCUCCACCACCUUUAGAUGAGAGAAAGAUUGUUUUAUCCCACCAAAACUUCAACAAGAUUGUAACUCUCCUGGAAUCUCAGUUACUGAAGCAUAACCAGAAAAAAGUGAACAUCGUAGAAUUAUCCAUUGAUGACAUCCCACCAGUAUUGAAGCGAAUCCCUCAGAGACAGCAGAUUCUUGAAAUGAAUGCUGCUGCUAGAAACAAAAGUGAAGGCUUAAAUUAUGAAGUUUCCCCAGAGUUGCCAGCUAUUCUGAAUAUUGAUGAUGGUGCCCAGUCUCUUGAAAUUCCCGACUCUGAAUCUCCAAUCAAGGAGGAAGAACAAGAGGGACGAAUAAGCCCAUAUGAAUAUGUUGUUGUAAAAUCAAUGGCAGUAGGUGGAGAGUCUUUAAACCUGAGGGGAUAUUUUAUUCAUCAGCUUCCUGACGUGACCAGACUGGUUUCCACAUUAAAGGAUCUGAACCUGUCAUUCAAUAGCUUUCGGGACAUUCCUACUGAGAUUUAUCAAUUAUCCUGCCUUGAAUUGCUGAAUUUACGAGACAAUCCAAUUACGGAGAUUUCUCCUGAUAUUGAGAAACUGACCAACCUGAGAAUUUUUGACAUUUCUUUCUGCAUUGUUUCAGUUCUGCCUAUUGGCUGGUUUGGUGCGACCUUUCCUGGAGUCGGGCCCAGAGCUUCAGCGCUGGCGCAGCAGGAACUUUAACAUCGCAGGCCAGAGCUUCAGCGGCGGCGCAGUGGGGACUUUUAACAUCGCGGGGGUCGCCGG